Messenger RNA from Stomoxys calcitrans (stable fly), 2134 nucleotides. Its product is annotated as cilia- and flagella-associated protein 206. Gene Ontology annotation, cellular component: axoneme; ciliary basal body. The transcript has 5 exons. The record is from RefSeq and is a predicted model, not a curated record. The coding region runs from base 203 to 2095 and encodes 630 amino acids. Gene Ontology annotation, biological process: regulation of cilium beat frequency. Lineage: Eukaryota; Metazoa; Arthropoda; Insecta; Diptera; Muscidae.
UACAGAUAUAUGAGUAAUAUUUUAUUUUAAAUCUAAAAUUUUUUCUAGUCGUGGAAAAGUCCGUUUCAAUCGAUAUCUAUUUUUUAUCUAGGCCUAACGAUAAAUUUGCAGAAUUUAUUUUACCUAAGAAAAAGAAGUCCUUCUACAGUUUAUCUUGCACAAAAACGAGUCUGAAAUUUUUUUAACUUUGCGCAGUCCGGAAAUGAAUUAUACAUUUAUAAAUGUACGAGAUUUUUUACCAGAUUUUCUUCAAGAAUUAUCCAAAGGACAUGUACCCAAAAAACUGGGUGAUUAUCUAUUGCGUCUCAUAUUCAAAAGCCACAGGAUAAAGGGCAAAGAAGGCGACUAUUAUUUAAAAAGUGCCCCAAACAAGCCCAAAUCAGACUUGAAACCAUUUAUAACUAUCGACGAUUUGGUGCCACACUUUAUAGACGAAUGUGAGCAAAAUUUCAUGAGCAUCGAUAGAUACUUCGGCAGUUAUCUCCUUCACAUAUUAAUAAGAGAUUUGCACGAUGGUCUGCCUAAAGCUAGUCAAUUUACCAUUGGUAAACUCGAUAGAUUUUUGCGAAAAUGUUUGGAUAAAUAUGCGCAACCUUUCGAUCCAACUAUUUGCAAUAUGAAGAUAUGUUACUAUGCAAAGAAUUGUCUAGAAAUAGAUUUUGAAUAUGCCAAGAAAAAGUACGAAUUGAAUGCCAAAGAAAAGCUGAGCAAAUUAAUUGCAGGCAUACUACAAUAUCCCGAAACUAGUAAUCCAAAGCAACUAGAGGAAAUGUUCGUCAAGAUGCAAGUGUUUAUUAUAACCAACUUUAACAUUGGAUGUCCCCAAAAUGCAGAGCUAUUGAAACAAACGCGUCAGAGUUUAAACAGUGUCUUGGGCAAAGGCGAUCUACAGAAGUAUGUAUUGAAGAAAAGAUACCAUCGCUUGGACUAUCUGCAGAGGCUAAGCUCAACGGUGUGUGGCAUAGUGACUUUCAAUAAUUAUAAACAACAAAAGAACAAGGACAACCAUAUUAUGACAGAUUUGGAAAUGGCACAGAAUAACACCAAGGAUGCUCUAGAUGAGGGUUUGAAACGGGCGUCCAUGUGUAUUCAGAAGGGAACCCGUAUUAUGCAAAGCCUUAUCAGAGUUGAUACUGUCCAGCAAAAAGUUCAAUAUUUCUAUGCGGCGGCAAAAACACGUGAAAUAAACAAGUUUGUUAUACUUUUCUUGGUAUACAGAAGACAUCUGGAGCGCAUAAAAGGGGAGUUUGAGAAGACACAAAGUUUGAUUGAAGUUACACAGAAAAAGUUUAAAUGCGUCAUAGACAAAAUUAGUGAUAUCAUUAAGCAUCGAUCAGCCAUUGAAACGGAUGUUAUAUUUCCCCAUUUUGUGUACCUUAGCAAUGUGUGGUUAUCAUUGGUUUUGCAUUUAAACCAUCUGACUGAAAUCAACAAACUAAAGGACCAUUUGGAUGAAUUGUUGAAUGAAAAUAUGGAAAAUCAUUAUCACUCCAUAUGUGAUGCGACGAAAAAUUUUAAUAAAUUUUGUGCCAUGGAAGCAUCUUUCCACGAGUUAAUGUUUGUGAAUAGCGAGGUAGAAGGAAAGCUUGAUCCUUUAAAAACGCAAAAUUUUCUCAAAGAUUAUUGUGCAUUUACACUGGCCCUGACAAAUGGACUUUUAGUACCAUCGCAAGUGGAGAGGAAACUAAGUCAAAAUAUGGAUAUAACCUUUGGCUUUGCCAAUAUUAAUGUAGCCCAGUCUUCGGAAGAACAUUUGUCGCUGUUUUUUAGCACAUUUAAACAUGUCAUUUUCAAUUCAGCGGAUAUGGUGUUGCUCUUCGAGCUAGAAGGACAAAUAAUUAGACAAGACGUGGAUUUAGUCAGACAAAUUGUGUCCAACAACAAGGAUUCGUCUACGCAGACCGAAAGCGGUACAUUGCUUUCGGGACAAAAUAAAAUGGAAAACACUUGGAAUGUAUGGGACUAUCAUCGCAAAACAAUUGCCUUGGCCAAUGUAAGGAAGAAACAAACAAAUUCUACACAAACAAUUGUCUCUUCUGGAAAGAGAAACUCACAAAACCAAUGUAGCGGCGAUGGUAUUAACCAACUUCAUUGAAAUUAAAAUAAAAACAAACAAUAAAAUUAUAUCUUCCUA